UGUUUCAGAGAAACUGCUCAAAACAUGCAAACAACUGGCCUACUGAAGUGAAAGAAGUCUAUAUAACUGAUGGGAUACGAGCUGAAGCCACUUCCACUUCCUACUCCUUAUACUGUCAGUAUCAAGGCUUUGAUUGCAAGACUGAAAACAUGGCUACCAAAGUUGAACAGGGUAUGAUCGGCCUCAUCGAAUUGUUCCACUCCUAUGCCUCAAAAGGAGGAGAUCCCAAGCAGCUGGACAAAAAAGAGCUGAAGACCCUGCUCAAGACAGAAUUCCCCACCUUCGUAUCAGAAUGCAAGGACCCAGCGAAACUUGAUAAGUUUAUGUCUGAACUGGAUUUCAACGGCGAUGGUCAAGUGGACUUCAAUGAGUUUAUGAUUAUGGUCACUACAAUGACUUUAGUGUGCAAUCAACUGGUGAUGGGGUCAAGCAAGAAGUAGAGCAACUGUGACAACCUGGAAGUCUGCCAUUUAAAUUCAAUCCAUUUGAAAUUCUUAACAGCAUUUACACAGUAACACUGUUCAUCAUGUUAUAGAUGUAAUGGUUUGAAUUGUUUCUUAAUCACAAAAACUUGUAAUGUUGCCAAAAGAAACACCACUGACGAAUCAAUAAUUUAUGAUUUUGUCCAAAACUCAUCAUCUCAAUAAAGA
Messenger RNA from Thunnus maccoyii (southern bluefin tuna), 650 nucleotides. Its product is annotated as protein S100-A1-like. The record is from RefSeq and is a predicted model, not a curated record. Gene Ontology annotation, molecular function: transition metal ion binding; calcium ion binding. Lineage: Eukaryota; Metazoa; Chordata; Actinopteri; Scombriformes; Scombridae. The transcript has 4 exons. The coding region runs from base 150 to 440 and encodes 96 amino acids.